This is a messenger RNA of Jaculus jaculus (lesser Egyptian jerboa), 4143 nucleotides long. It is a transcript of the gene Irf2bpl, whose product is annotated as interferon regulatory factor 2 binding protein like. Gene Ontology annotation, molecular function: transcription corepressor activity. Gene Ontology annotation, biological process: regulation of transcription by RNA polymerase II. The coding region runs from base 960 to 3326 and encodes 788 amino acids. The transcript has a single exon. NCBI's taxonomy places the organism in Eukaryota, Metazoa, Chordata, Mammalia, Rodentia, Dipodidae. The record is from RefSeq and is a predicted model, not a curated record. Gene Ontology annotation, cellular component: nucleus.
CGGGGACAGCGCGAGCCGCAGCCGGAGCAGGAGCGCCGAGACGCGCCUCCUCUCCGGAACGUAGAGUAACAAUCACAACCCCACAUUCCGGGCGAGCGCGAGCGGGAAGGGAUGCGACCGGGGUGGAGGCGCCGCGUGAGCGCCCUGCAGCCAACGUGAACGCCGCCACCGGCCGCGGUGGCCCGGGAUCCGGCCAGGCCAGGGGGCGGUGGGAGUCUGCGUGCGUGCGCUCCCGUCCUCGGCUCUCGUGCGUCCUGGAAGCGGUGUCCGCGGAGGCUCCCCUUACGGCGUGCGGACCCAGCCGCCGCCAGCGGAACGGCCGACGCAGCGGAGGGGACAAACGCCUCUCGGCUGCCACCACCUCCUCCUCCUCCUCCUCCUCCUCUUCCCCCCCGGCCCUCUGGGGAAGCAGAGCUUCAGCAAGAUUGGACCCGGGCACCGGGUGGCACAACCCUCUAACCCUCGCCCCGGGGUGCCAGGCGCGGAGAGGACGCGGAUCGUAGGGGGGGUGUUCCCUGGGGAGAGGAAGAGGCAAGCCCCCCUUCAAGCUUUCCACGCACCCGUCACUCCGGGGAGGGGGCCCAGAGGCAGCCGCGGCGGGCACCGGACACCCUAGCCCCCUCCCCCCAGGCGUGGAGCGUCCAGCCCCGCUCGGCCGCACCAGGAAGAAGGCGCCCGGAGCUCCUCUCCCAACCAGACAGCCGCAGUAGGAGGUGGGGGCAAGGAGCGAGCUGAAUCCGCCCGGGCGGGCGGUGGAACCCCCCGCGGAGAGACGCUGCGCCGGCGGUGGAGACUCGCACUCUUCCUCCAGCCCCCGGGGCCGAACUUUCUCGCCCCCCUCCCCCCUCCCCCGCAGCCGCCGGACUCCCUCCCCAGCCAGCCAGCCAGUCCUCCCGGAGGAGGAGAAGGCGUCGCGGAGACAGCCCGGGCGGGGGCCUACCUUCCCCAGGGCUGGCAUCAUGUCGGCGGCACAGGUGUCCUCGUCCCGGAGACAAUCUUGCUACCUGUGCGACCUGCCCCGCAUGCCCUGGGCCAUGAUCUGGGACUUCUCGGAACCCGUGUGCCGAGGUUGCGUCAAUUACGAAGGCGCUGAUCGCAUCGAGUUCGUGAUCGAGACCGCGCGCCAGCUGAAGCGGGCGCAUGGCUGCUUCCAGGACGGCCGCUCCCCGGGACCGCCGCCGCCCGUCGGGGUCAAGACCGUGGCCUUGUCGGCCAAGGAAGCGGCGGCGGCGGCGGCUGCAGCGGCGGCCGCCGCGCAGCAACAGCAGCAGCAGCAGCAGCAACAGCAGCAGCAGCAGCAGCAACAGCUCAACCACGUCGAUGGUUCCAGCAAGCCUGCGGUGCUGGCGGCCCCAUCCGGCCUGGAGCGCUAUGGCCUCAGUGCCGCCGCCGCCGCUGCAGCCGCAGCCGCCGCUGCCGUGGAACAACGCAGCCGUUUCGAGUACCCGCCACCCCCGGUGAGUCUGGGGAGCAGCAGCCACGCCGCCCGGCUGCCCAAUGGCCUGGGGGGCCCAAACGGCUUCCCCAAGCCAACACCGGAGGAGGGACCCCCGGAGCUAAACCGCCAGAGUCCCAACUCGUCUUCAGCGACGUCUGUGGCAUCUCGGCGUGGGACACACGGUGGGUUGGUGACUGGGUUGCCCAACCCUGGGGGUGGCGGGGGCCCUCAACUCACGGUGCCCCCCAACCUCCUGCCGCAGACGCUGCUGAACGGCCCGGCCAGCGCUGCGGUGCUGCCCCCGCCCCCGCCCCACGGGCUGGGGGGCAGCCGAGGACCCCCGACGCCCGCGCCUCCGGGGGCUCCCGGGGGCCCUGCGUGUCUCGGGGGCACCCCCGGCGUCUCGGCCGCGGCAUCCUCGGCCCCGUCUUCGACCUCGUCGUCGGUGGCGGAGGUGGGCGUGGGUGCUGGUGGUGGUGGCGGCAAGAGGCCCGGCUCGGUGUCCAGCACGGACCAGGAGCGGGAGCUGAAGGAGAAGCAGCGCAACGCCGAGGCCCUGGCGGAGCUGAGCGAGAGCCUGCGCAACCGCGCGGAGGAGUGGGCCAACAAGCCCAAGAUGGUCCGCGACACCCUGCUCACGCUGGCGGGCUGCACGCCCUACGAGGUGCGCUUCAAGAAGGACCACUCGCUGCUGGGCCGCGUCUUUGCCUUCGACGCGGUCUCCAAGCCCGGCAUGGACUACGAACUGAAGCUAUUCAUUGAGUACCCCACGGGUUCGGGCAACGUGUAUUCCAGCGCAUCCGGAGUGGCCAAGCAGAUGUACCAGGACUGCAUGAAGGACUUCGGCCGGGGUCUUUCCUCUGGCUUCAAAUACCUGGAAUAUGAGAAGAAGCAUGGCUCAGGGGACUGGCGCCUGCUCGGGGACCUACUACCUGAGGCUGUGCGCUUCUUCAAGGAGGGUGUGCCCGGUGCGGACAUGCUGCCCCAGCCCUACCUGGAUGCCAGCUGUCCCAUGCUGCCCACGGCGCUGGUGAGUCUCAGCCGCGCCCCCAGCGCACCUCCGGGCACCGGGGCCCUGCCGCCCGCGACACCCUCGGGCCGGGCCGCGGCCGCUAGCCUGCGCAAAAGGAAGGCAUCCCCGGAGCCGCCGGAUUCAGCCGAGGGCGCCCUGAAGCUGGGCGAGGAACAGCAGAGGCAGCAGUGGAUGGCCAACCAGAGCGAGGCGCUGAAGCUCACCAUGUCGGCCGGGGGCUUUGCGGCGCCGGGGCACGCGGCAGGGGGACCGCCUCCGCCUCCCCCACCUCUAGGACCCCAUUCCAACCGGACCACUCCGCCGGAGUCAGCCCCCCAGAACGGUCCGUCCCCCAUGGCCGCCCUCAUGUCGGUGGCAGACACUCUGGGCACUGCUCACUCGCCCAAGGACGGCAGUUCCGUGCACUCGACCACCGCGUCGACGCGACGCAACAGCAGCAGCCCAGUGUCGCCUGCCUCCGUGCCAGGGCAGCGUCGCUUGGCAUCACGCAAUGGGGACCUGAAUUUACAGGUGGCGCCCCCGCCGCCUAGCGCCCACCCGGGCAUGGACCAAGUGCACCCCCAAAACAUUCCGGAUUCCCCCAUGGCCAACAGCGGACCCCUCUGCUGUACCAUUUGCCACGAACGUUUGGAGGACACGCAUUUCGUUCAGUGCCCAUCUGUCCCUAGCCACAAAUUUUGCUUCCCCUGUUCUAGAGAGAGUAUCAAGGCCCAGGGGGCCACUGGUGAGGUGUAUUGUCCCAGCGGAGAGAAAUGCCCCCUAGUUGGGUCGAAUGUACCUUGGGCCUUCAUGCAGGGUGAAAUCGCGACUAUCUUAGCGGGGGAUGUUAAAGUGAAGAAGGAGAGAGACCCUUGAACCACAGGGCAUCCACAUCCUUUGCCCUAGACCAGCUCUUCUCCAAUCCAGAGGGCCCCCACCCCCACCCGCCUACACCGUCCUCCCCCCCCCCAAGAUGUAGAAUUGUGAAUAUAACAAACUGCAAAAAGUUAGUCUUAUGUAUAGACAUUAUUUUCGUCGUAUGUUUCUAUAUUUUGAAACAGGUAUGUAACUUCUUCAUUUGAAGGAUAAGCUGGUUUGUGUUAAGCAGUAUAUAAUAUUGGUUGGGUCAUUUGCAUCAUACUCGUUAGCAUUUAUUUGGUGGCAGAAUGUUUGCCUAGGUACAGAAUUAAUAGCCCCUUAGCAACGACUGCUGCUGGUGUGUAUUUUUGUAAAUGUUAAGCACUCUCUGAAAGGAGAAAAGAAAGACAUUUUGUUUUUGUUUUGCCAAGGCCAGUGUUGCUGCCUAAAAAAUAAAAAAAAAAAAUGAUGCUAUAAAAUGGUGAAAGCUUCUUUCUAAACAGCCCCAAGUGUUGAAGUCUUCACUUUAUUUUGUUCUGUUUUGUUUUCCUGUUUUGUUUGCAAAAUGGUAAGGGGGGUGUCGGGGGGAUAGGGUGUUUUUGUUGCAAGUUUGUGAGGGGAAAUGUUUUGAUUUGUUUCUACUGACCUGAAUGUGUUGGAUCUUCACGUGUUGUUUUGUUUUUGCUUUAUUGAUGCACGGAUGCUUUUGAACAGUAGAGCGAAAUGCUAGACAUGGAGAAUCUGCUCUGUUUGUCCUUUAUACAUUUCUGUAGUUAACAGAACACUGUAAUGUGCCUUGGAGCUUAGUAACUUGUAAUAAAUUCAAUUGAUAUUA